AUGGAUGCAGCCCUGCAGGUGAUGCUGGGCCUGCACAGUAAGGACAGUGGUGAACCUGAGAGCAAGCCGCUCAAAGAAGAUGACGAAGAGGAGACCGUCAAGCACAAGGAGCUCAAACUGCGAAACUAUGAUCCUGAAGAUGAGGAGCUGAAGAAGAGGAAGGUGCCCCCAGCCAAGCCGGUCUCAGUGGAAGAGGCGGUGAAGGACCAGCUGGAGGCCGCCAAGCCGCAGCCCAUCAUCGAGGAGGUGGAUCUGGCAAACCUGGCUCCCAGGAAACCAGACUGGGAUCUGAAGCGAGAUGUAGCCAAGAAGCUGGAGAAGCUGGAGAAGAGGACACAAAGAGCCAUCGCCGAGCUGAUCCGAGAGAGGUUGAAGGGGCAGGAGGAGGAGCUGGCAUCUGCUGUGGGGUCAGCAAAGCAGGAGGGAAGUGACUCUGACUGAGGAGCUCCAGCCAGCAGCCCCGGGUGGAUCUGCCCCUUCCAGCACGGCUGAUCCCACCGCUCUGGGGUGGAGGCACCUCGCUGGGACACGCUGCUCACCAACACUUUGCCAGGAGCCCAUGAAUCCCACCAUGCCUGAAGGAGAGGGGCAGAUCCAAGGAGCCCUGCUGUCUUCUCUUGGACUAUGGCUGGCUGUUCAGCACUUCACAGAUACCUUUUUGGGACCAUGAGGGGCUUAUGGGAGCAGGAAAAACACCCACGUUAGCUUGAACCUCGGCUGCCUGGACUCAGAAGAAGGAAGAUGUGGGCAAAAUAGAAAGUGAAUUCAAGUUGACCUUUCCCUGACUUGCUGGGUAAGCAAGAAGAUGCCCACACAGCCAAGAGCAGCCCUCAGAGAGGCACCAUCAUUGCUCAGGGGCCUGAUGCUCCUGGUCCUGUGCAGAGAGGCCUUCUUCAAGGUGCUCCUUUCUGCAGAAGAGCUGGUGUAAGUGCUACACGAGGGACACAGAGUCUGGAGAGCUGGCUGGGAGUAUUUGGGAACAUCCAUGGUCAGACCAUGCCCAGAAGUGACUGUGUGGCCCAGGAGCUGUUGGCUCCUCUGCAUCCAGCUGAGCAUAACGUGAGGUUUGUUCUGUUCCCUGAGGUUUCCCCACCCUCCAGGUUGUGCAGCGUGUCCUGCUCCUCUGGAUGUUUUGUAAUCUACAAAGUUUGUUAACAAAUCUUUUCCUAAUAAAACAGUCCUUCAGUGGAA
Molecule: messenger RNA, 1191 nt
Organism: Apus apus (common swift)
Lineage: Eukaryota; Metazoa; Chordata; Aves; Apodiformes; Apodidae
Gene: CCDC12
Product: coiled-coil domain containing 12
Exons: 7
Coding region: 1-441 (146 amino acids)
Cellular component (GO): U2-type spliceosomal complex; post-mRNA release spliceosomal complex
Source: RefSeq, a predicted model, not a curated record